Messenger RNA from Chelonus insularis, 1274 nucleotides. Its product is annotated as ADP-ribose glycohydrolase ARH3-like. The record is from RefSeq and is a predicted model, not a curated record. Bases 177 to 1256 code for a protein of 359 amino acids. Gene Ontology annotation, cellular component: nucleus; mitochondrion. Lineage: Eukaryota; Metazoa; Arthropoda; Insecta; Hymenoptera; Braconidae. The transcript is spliced from 6 exons.
CAUCGUCUUCCGAGAAAUUUAAGAGUCAACACUGGCAAACAAAAUAGCUCCAAACGAUGGAAACACAAAAGGCAGCACAAUACGCCGUCUUAUCUAAUGCAACUAGUGUUUACACUUUUAACAUUCAAGAACCACAAUUAAAUUUUAAGACAUAUAGCAAAAAGAAUACUUAAAUUAUGCAAAAAAUGGAUUUAUCAUUAUUACGGCAAAAAUUCAGAGGCUCAAUAUUAGGAGCGUUAAUUGGAGAUUGUCUGGGAAGUCCUUAUGAAAAUGAAGAUAUGUUGACAACCGGUGAAAAAAUUGUUCUUCAAAAAGCUUUUGAUAAAUUGGAGGGUCCUGAAUUCAAAGCACCAGUAAAACAAUUUACUGAUGAUUCUGCCAUGACAAUGAAUGUUGCUCAAUCUUUGGUUGAACAUCAAGAUCUUAACCUAGUAGAUAUGGCAAAAAAAUUUGUAAAAAGCUAUUAUAGAGAACCUCAUCGUGGUUAUGGUCCUGGAGUAGUAACUGUCUUUAAAAAACUGAGAGGAAAUAAAUUUUCUGAUCUUAUUAAACCUGCUAGCGAACAAUUUGAUGGCACAGGUUCCAUGGGAAACGGUGGAGCAAUGAGAGUUUCACCAAUAGCAUUAUUUUGUUAUAAUAAUUAUGAUCGUUUAAUAGAUAUGACAAAAAAAGCUACUCAACUAACUCAUACUCAUAAAGAAGGAGUUAAUGGAGCUAUUUUACAGGCUAUAGCAGUCCAUCAAAGUCUCGCAUUGAAUCCAAAUCAACCGUUAGAUCCUAUUAUUUACAUUGAUGAUUUAAUUAAAAAAAUGGAGGCGUUUGAAGAAGAUGAUGAACAGUAUUUAGACCUAGAUGAGACAGAAGUAAAACCAUAUAGAUUUAAAUUAUUGUACAUAAAAAAAACCAUUGAUCGAUGCUCAAUGAAUAACAAUGUCCAAGAUGAAGAAGUUAUUCAAAAUUUAGGCAACAACGUCACCGCGCUAGAUUCAGUUCCAACAGCUAUUUUCUGUUUUCUUCGAGCUCAAUAUCCUGUUAAUGGUAUUAAAACUGAUAACCCUAUGAGAAGAGCCAUACAGUAUGCUAUUACUUUAGGUGGUGAUACUGAUACUAUUGCUAGUAUGACUGGAGCCAUAGCUGGAGCUUUUUAUGGAGAUGAAAAAAUCAGUAAAUCAUUAUUAGCACAUUGUGAGUCAUCUAUGGAAUUUUGUGACAUAGCAGAUAGACUAUUCGAUGUAACUGUAACGAAUAAAAAUUAAUUUUUUUAUAAACAUUUA